AUGUCUCAAAAAAUCGAUCUUACACAAUUGAACCCUGAACAACUAAACGCUGUCAAGCAACAAUUUGACCAAGAACUGAACCAUUUCACCCAAUCUUUACAAGCAUUGAUAGUCGCUAAAAAUAAAUUCUCUGAAUGUGUAUCAGAUAUUAAAACCGUUUCGGAAGAGGCAAACAAGAACCAAACUUUAUUAAUACCUGCAUCAGCAUCUUUGUAUAUCCCUGGCCACAUAAAAGACAAUACUAAGUUUAUGGUAGAUAUAGGGACAGGUUAUUAUGUCGAAAAAGAUGCCAAGGACGCCAUUACAUUUUACGAAAAGAAGAUAGAAAAAUUGAAUAACGAAUCUACUCAAAUACAAAAUAUUAUAAAGGAUAAAUCGCAAUCAUCAUUAGCUAUUGAGUCUCAAAUAAGACAACUAGCAGUGAGACAGCAUGAAGCAGCCAAACAGGAAGCUGUUGCUGCUGCCAAAUGA
This is a messenger RNA of Maudiozyma barnettii, 471 nucleotides long. It is a transcript of the gene GIM5, whose product is annotated as Gim5p. Gene Ontology annotation, biological process: protein folding; regulation of DNA-templated transcription. The transcript has 2 exons. The record is from RefSeq and is a predicted model, not a curated record. Gene Ontology annotation, cellular component: prefoldin complex; cytoplasm. Bases 1 to 471 code for a protein of 156 amino acids. Lineage: Eukaryota; Fungi; Ascomycota; Saccharomycetes; Saccharomycetales; Saccharomycetaceae.